Molecule: messenger RNA, 1927 nt
Organism: Beta vulgaris subsp. vulgaris (sugar beet)
Lineage: Eukaryota; Viridiplantae; Streptophyta; Magnoliopsida; Caryophyllales; Amaranthaceae
Product: 1-acyl-sn-glycerol-3-phosphate acyltransferase PLS1-like
Exons: 11
Coding region: 339-1490 (383 amino acids)
Cellular component (GO): endomembrane system
Molecular function (GO): 1-acylglycerol-3-phosphate O-acyltransferase activity
Source: RefSeq, a predicted model, not a curated record
UUUUUUUUUCCAAGGAUUAAGAUGCGUGGCGGAAAGCAACAACCUUUCAUGAUCUGUCCAAGACCAAAAGUCCUUGAAUUUUCUUUCGAAGAGUCAAAACCCCAAAACAAUACUUUAAUGGUUUCUUCCUGCUACUAAAUUUUGUCCUAAUAUAAAAACCUUCGAAUUUGCCAAAAUCAUCAUCACUCCAGGUUGUUCUUCCCACGUCAUACAACAUGCUAAAUACAAAUAACAAUGGUGAACACACAAAUUUCUUCCCUCUAUUUUCCCUUCCUUCAUUUUUCUUCAUUUUCUUUCUUAAAUUUUUGUAAAAAGCUUAUUUCUUUCUAAGAAGAAAGAUGGAAUUACCCGCUAUUUUUGCAAUUAUUCCUGUGGGACUUCUUUUUCUUAUGUCGGGUCUCAUCAUUAAUCUCAUUCAGGCUAUCCUCUAUGUCCUUGUUCGACCACUGUCAAAGAAUAUGCAUAGGAGAUUCAACAAAGUAGUAGCAGAACUUUUGUGGUUAGAGACUGUAUGGCUCUUUGAUUGGUGGGCAGGUGUGAAGGUGGAGCUGCACACUGAUUCUGAGACAUUUCAUUUGAUGGGUAAAGAGCACGCUCUUCUUAUCUGCAACCAUAGAAGUGACAUUGAUUGGCUUAUUGGAUGGGUCUUAGCUCAGAGAGCAGGUUGCCUAGGUUGCACCAUGGCUAUCAUGAAGGAUGUUUUGAAGUAUCUGCCGGUUAUUGGUUGGUCAAUGUGGUUUUCUGAGUAUAUCUUUAUCAAAAGGAGAUGGGAUGUAGAUCAAAGCACUCUAACGUCAGGUUGCGAGAAUUUAAAGGAUUUUCCUGUCCCCUUCUGGUUGGCUCUCUUUGUUGAAGGAACUCGCUUCACACAAUCAAAACUAUUAGAUGCUCAGCAGCAUGCUAGAUCAAAAGGGUUAGAUGUCCCAAAACAUGUUUUACUCCCUCGUACUAAGGGUCUUGUUUUAGCUGUGAAGCACAUGAGAUCGUUUAUCCCAGCAAUAUAUGAUAUUACCCUCGCCAUAGCCAAAGAUGAGGUCCCACCUUCAAUGCUAACAAUUUUUAAGGGCAAAUCCUCUGUCGUGAAAGUGCAUAUUAAGCGGCAUUUAAUGCAUGACUUGCCUGAAACAAGUGAUGAUAUUGCCCAAUGGUGCAAAAACAUGUUUGUAGCCAAGGAUGCAUUUCUGGAAAAUUACUUUUCUGGUGGCAAUUUUGGUAACAAAGAGAUUCAAGAUAUUGGUCUACCAAAGCAAUCGUUAAUUGUGAUGAUCGUUUGGUCAUGUUUACUUAGUGUUGGUACUUUCGCAUUCUUUUUAUGGACCAGACUCUUCUCAACAUGGCAAGGAAUCAUAAUAUCAGCUGCGUUUUUGCUUCUUGUUAUAGUCACCAUGCAGGUCCUCAUUCUGUUCUCUCGGUCAGAACCUAGUAUCGAUUCUGUACCCGUCAAGACACCCCAAAAAGAUUCGACGAGAGAAAAUCUUCUUAUAACAUGAGCAGAACUCUCAGAAAGUUUCUGUAAUCAUAGGUGAAGUUAGUCAUUCAUUAAUAUUCUUUAUAGUGGCUGAAGAUUUCUCCAUCUAAGCCUCUGAUUAUUGUACAGUUAGUACUGAUUGCAACCUUUUUUGUAAGAAAUCUGGGGUUGUUUAGUGGCUUACAUUGCAGAUGAUGUUUAAAAAGUUGUAUAGAUUGAUGUAUUAGUGUUUGAGACCUCAUUUGCAUUCAUUCUAUGGUGUUCUUUACGAGAUCAGAGCGAUAAACGAUGCUUAAGCACACUGUUGGAGUCUGUUGGAUGCAUCUCUCAAUGAUUAAUCUUUGUUAAGCUUGAAAGUUGGAGGCAUACAAAAUCUGGUUACGUUCUGUAGAUUCCAUUAAUACUUGUAAUUUUUGCCUUUAUUGUAUAAAAUGCUACUGCGAUAUGUUGUUGUUACUA